AUGGUGUCGCCCGGCAAGAUCGUCAUUGUCGGCGCCGGUCCCGUUGGGUCUCUGGCCGCCCUCUACGCUGCACGCCGGGGCUACCAAGUCGAGGUGUACGAGUACAGAAAUGACCUCCGAGAUCCUUCGACAACACCGUUGAACUUUACCAAAUCCAUCAACCUGGCCCUCUCUGAGCGAGGCAUCAAUGCUAUGCGCCAUGCCGAAUCUGGAAUUGCAACUGGUGAGACCUCGCUUCUUGACCACGUCUUUGGUGUCACCAUCCCCAUGAGAGGCCGCAUGAUCCAUGGCCGGCGCCCAAACGGUGAAUUGUUCCAAGAACCACAAGAUUAUGACGUUCAUGGUAGAACAAUUUUCGCCAUUGACCGCGCUGGGCUCAACAAGCGCCUACUCGAUAUUCUUGAGAGCAUGCCUAAUGUCAGCUUCUUCUUUAACCACAAGCUGACCGGUGCCGACUUCCGGACUUGUAAGGCCUGGUUCGAGGUUCAAGGCGGGCCUAAGACGGAUGGCCGAUCAAAGGAGAUUGAGGUCGACUUUGACUUCAUGAUCGGCGCAGAUGGCGCCCAUUCCGCCGUGCGGUACCAUAUGAUGAAGUACUGCCGCAUGGACUACCGCCAGGAAUACAUCGACACCCUGUGGUGUGAGUUCCAGAUUGCCCCCAAGAAAGAUGCCGAGGAUGUCAAGUCCAAGUUCAGAAUAUCUCCCAACCACCUUCACAUAUGGCCGGGCAAGGACUUCAUGUUCAUUGCUAUCGCAAGCGAUGACGGCUCCUUCACUUGCACCCUCUUCCUGCCAAGUGCCCAGUUCUCUAAUUUAGAAUCCAACCCUGCGAACUUGCCUGCCUUCUUUGACCGGUACUUUCCGGGAGUUACUUCACUGAUAUCACCAGAUGAUCUCAUCGCCUCGUUCAAGUCGAAUCCUCACCUGCCUCUAAUCAACGUCAAGUGCAGUCCUUAUCAUUACUCGUCGUCAGUCGUCAUUGUAGGCGAUGCCGCACAUGCUAUGGUGCCCUUUUAUGGCCAAGGUAUGAACGCCGGACUUGAGGACGUGCGUGUGCUCUUCUCCUUCCUCGACAAGCACGACGACCCCGGCAGCAUUUCACAGGGUCGUGCUGCCGCCCUUGCCGAGUAUACCGCGUUUCGGGUUCCCGACGCGCAUGCAAUCAAUGAUCUUGCACUCCAGAACUACAUCGAGAUGCGGUCCUCCGUCUUGUCGCCAGCCUACAGGCUACGGAAGAUCCUGGAGGAAUCCCUAAGCAAAUACUUCCCUGGGCUCGGCUGGCAAACCAAGUAUUCUCGAGUGUCGUUCGGGAACGAGCGGUACUCCGAUGUUGCCGUUAAGAGUGAGCGGCAGGGCCGGGUUUUAAUUCGCGCCUUCAUGACUGCCGUAGGAUUGCCCAUUCUAGCCGGGUCGAUACUGCUGAUUUUCAAGUACAAACGGACAAUCAAUGCCGGCCUGUCCUCCCUUUCGACAUGGUUGCUGCAGCUCGUGCAGCGCCGGUGA
This is a messenger RNA of Phaeoacremonium minimum UCRPA7, 1503 nucleotides long. Its product is annotated as putative kynurenine 3-monooxygenase protein. NCBI's taxonomy places the organism in Eukaryota, Fungi, Ascomycota, Sordariomycetes, Togniniales, Togniniaceae. The record is from RefSeq and is a predicted model, not a curated record. Gene Ontology annotation, molecular function: NAD(P)H oxidase H2O2-forming activity; kynurenine 3-monooxygenase activity; FAD binding. Gene Ontology annotation, biological process: L-tryptophan catabolic process; NAD+ metabolic process; quinolinate biosynthetic process. Bases 1 to 1503 code for a protein of 500 amino acids. Gene Ontology annotation, cellular component: mitochondrial outer membrane. The transcript has 4 exons.